Molecule: messenger RNA, 5181 nt
Organism: Salvelinus fontinalis (brook trout)
Lineage: Eukaryota; Metazoa; Chordata; Actinopteri; Salmoniformes; Salmonidae
Gene: tut7
Product: terminal uridylyl transferase 7
Exons: 29
Coding region: 159-3950 (1263 amino acids)
Molecular function (GO): nucleic acid binding; zinc ion binding; RNA uridylyltransferase activity
Source: RefSeq, a predicted model, not a curated record
CAAAAUGUUUUGCUCUUCCCCCUGAAAACUUGUGCGUAGAACAUUGUAUUGGUGCAGAAGGUGUUUGUGGCCAGCUAGCUAGCUAGGUACCGAUACCAUAUCGAAUAAACACAGGAGUAUGCUGCCCAUACAAACACUCAAGGCCUAGUAGAAACACCAUGGAAGAGUCAGGAGGCAGGCCACGCUACCCCAAGCAGGAAGGCCGUGAGAGGGGCCCGGUGGCAGACGAGGCUGAGAUCUGGCGGAACCAGGAUGCAGGGAGAGGAUACAGCCCCAAGCCCAAGAGGGGAGGCCACGGAGGGCUUCACCACGCCAGCUCCAAGAAGGGAGCGAUGGAGUCCCUGAGCAGUUACCCUGCAGGGGGAUUCAAGGAGGGCCACAGCCCCUCACAGAGGGAGGACUUUCAGAGAGCCAGAUACCCAGAGAGCCAGCAGGCCGAGGGCCGGGAGGAGAACUGGAGAGAGCGCCCUUCCCAGCGCUGGCGGAGAACUUCUCAGGGAGAGGACAGGGAGCAGAGGAGAGACAACGUUGACAACACACUUCACUCAGGUGGCAGGAAUCGUAGGAACCAUAACUGGAGGCGGGGUCUAGGUGAGGAGGACCAUGGGCCGGUUGUGGAUGAGUCAGCUCUGUCCGCCAAAGAGCUGCUGGGACUGAAACAGGCGGAGGACAAGAUUGGCAGAGAGAAGAUCUUCCGUCUGAAGAAGAGGUCCCACAGUAACCCCAGUGCUGUCUACACCUGCUCUCUGUGUGAGGUACUGCUGGACUCUGUCUCUGAAGCGCACAGACACAUCAAAGACAAGUGGCACAAGAGGAGAGCCAAGGAGCGUUGUGAGGAGGAGAUGCUGACGGAGAUUGCGCCCCCCAAGGCGGAGCAGGUGGCAGCAGUGGGCAUGGCCUUGGAGGGCGUGGUCAGAGAGAGAGGGAUGAGUGACCAGGAUGUGGAGAACAGACAACAGAUCGUCUCCAACAUGCAGGAAGUCCUAACAGCCGUCCUGCCUGAGGUGAAACUCAGGCUCUAUGGGUCUUCCUGCACCAAGUUUGGUUUCAAGGAUUCUGACGUCAACAUUGACAUCCAGUUCCCACCUCAUAUGCAUCAGCCAGACGUUCUGUUGCAGGUACAGAAGAGUCUGUCAGUUAGCCUUCUCUACUGUGACCUGGAGGCAGACUUCCAUGCCAGGGUACCGGUGGUCAUCUGUAAAGACAAGAACAGUGGUCUGGUGUGUAAGGUGAGCGCAGGAAAUGACAACGCCUGCCUGACCACCUCCUUCCUGUUUGAGCUGUCCAAUCGGGAGCCUCUCCUGCUGCCACUGGUCCUGGGCUUCAGACACUGGGCCCGGAUCUGUCACGUGGACCGAGCGGAGGAGGGAGGUUUGGCGUCGUACGUCCUGGCUCUCAUGGUCAUCUACUUUCUCCAACAGAGGAAACGGCCCGUCCUGCCGUCCUACCUGGGACACGAGAUAAAGGAGUUCUCCAUCAGCAGGCUACAUGACUUCAGUCUGACCAUGGAGGAUGGCUGUGUCCACUGGGGUUACUAUCCCGUCUCUAAGGACUCACCCCCAGAAACCAUCUUCAGGGAGGGCAAGGCUCCUCUGGUGUUCCAGAACUCUGUCGCUCCUCCAGCGGUGGGUCUCCUGUGGGUGGAGAUGCUGCGUUUCUAUUCGCUGGAGUUCAACAUGGCGGAGUGUGUCAUCAGCGUGCGCACCAGCCUCGUCCUAUCACGGGACGCCAAGGACUGGCCCAAGAAACGCAUUGCCGUGGAGGAUCCGUUUGCUGUGAAGAGGAACGUGGCUCGUACAUUGAACAGCCAACAGAUGUAUGAGUACAUCCUCCACUGCCUCAAAUCGACCUACAAGUACUUCGCCCUGCCCCUAAGUCUUCCCUCAGCCAACCACAAGAUGGCAGGGCCGCGUGGAGCUAAUUACAAGCAAGGGCCUAGUCAGAAGGCUCCGAGUGACGUGAGCCGUGUCCAAUCAGGGUUGAGCAGUGUCAAACUGGAGUCUCAGGCAGCCAAUGGGCAGAAAGGAGAGGCGGGGUUUAAGCAGGACUCUGACUGUAUGGUGGAGGAAGAGGAGGAGAGCCCUACAGACUCUGAUAACGAAGGAGAGAAAGAAGAUGAGGAUUUGGGGAAGAACAGCCAGUCUGAGGAGGAGGAUGAAGAGCUCGAUGAGGAAGUAUAUCCCAGACAUCACCUAGACAGUGUGAACACGGAGGACGAAGAGCUGUUCCCAUUGGACGAGGUCUCGGAGGAGCUUCUCUCAGACGAGGAGGGGCCAGACCUAGACACUCCCAGUUCAUUGGACGAGGAGGAGGUGGCCUCGCCUAAACAGGAAGUGCUUGACAACAAGACCGAGGGGGCCAGUGGUCUCUGCUAUGGCUUCACCAGACAGACCUUCACCCGUGGAAAGUCCCACACAGUAGUGUGUAGUGUGUGUAAGCGGGACGGCCAUCUAAAGAAGGACUGUCCUGAAGACUUCCAGAGGGUUCAGCUAGCCCCUCUCCCUCCCAUGACACCUGCCUUCCUCACAACACUCAACACCGUCUGCCAGCAGUGUUACCGAGACUUUGCUCCAGAUGAGGUGGAGCUGGGAGUGAGAGAACACAUCCUGCUGGACCUCGAGAGCUUCGUCAAACGCCAGUUCACAGGUGCCAGACUGAGGUUGUUUGGUUCGUCUAAGAACGGCUUUGGCUUCAAGCAGAGUGACCUGGACAUUUGUAUGGUGCUGGACGGACAGGAGACCGCUGAAGGUCUGGACUGUAUCAGCAUCAUAGAGUCUCUGGCCAGACUGCUGAGGAAACACCCAGGUCUGAGGAACAUCCUUCCCAUCACCACGGCGAAGGUCCCCAUCGUUAAGUUCUACCACGCCAGGACCGGCUUGGAGGGAGACAUCAGUCUCUACAACACGCUGGCCUUACACAACACGCGUCUGUUGGCGUCGUACGCCGCCAUCGACCCCCGAGUGAAGAUGCUGUGUUAUGUCACGAAGGUGUUUGCCAAGUUGUGUGAUAUCGGUGAUGCGUCUCGAGGCAGCCUGUCAUCCUAUGGCUUCACCCUGAUGGUGCUAUUCUACCUGCAGCAGAGGAACCCACCUGUUAUACCUGUACUACAGGAGAUUUACGACGAGGAGGAGAAGCCUGAGGUUUUGGUAGAUGGAUGGAAUGUCUACUUCUACCAUGAUCUGGAGAAACUGCCUGAGCGCUGGCAGCAGAGGAACGUGGAGUGUGUAGGUGCUCUGUGGCUGGGCCUGUUGCAGUUCUACACCGAGACCUUUGACUUCAGAGAACAUGUCAUCUCCAUUAGACAGAGCGCAGCUCUCACCACCUUCAACAAGCAGUGGACCUCUAAGUACAUCGUCAUCGAGGAUCCUUUUGACCUGAACCAUAACCUGGGAGCUGGCCUGUCCAGGAGAAUGACCAACUUCAUCAUGAAGGCGUUCAUCAAUGGCAGAAGUGUGUUUGGAACGCCAGUCAACGCCUACCCUCCUGAGUACACUAGUCAGAUGGAGUUCUUCUUUGACCCCGAGGUGCUGACAGAGGGACAGCUGGCUCCUAACGACCGCUGCUGCAGGAUAUGUGGCAAGAUCGGACACUUCAUGAAAGACUGUCCCAUGCGCAGGAAGUCUAGGCAGCGUCGUGAGCAGGAGGACCGAGCGGAGGGAAGGAGGGACUGGGCGGAGGGGGGCAGGGAACAUCGUCAGGGUGAAUAUUGGAGAAGACCAGAAGAGAAACGUUGCUGCUUCCUGUGUGGAAGCCAUGCCCACAUCAAGAAAGACUGCCCCCAGUACAGAGGACCUGCUGGUGUCUUCUCUUCAUCUCCCUCUUCUAGCCACAUGAGGAAUUUGAGAGCGAGAAAAACAGGACUCAACUCAACCUGGUCUGAUCCUAGUGUGUUUAUUUGUCCAGGACUCAACUCAACAGGAGAAAAAAAAGAAGCAACAAAAUAUGAUUGAGUCCACAAGCAGGCAGUCUAGCCAGCAGACACAUGGGUCUGUCUGGUCCCAGAAGGAGCCCAGUGGACUGAGGAGAUGGGGAGAGAGAGGCAGCUCUAGCCCCAAACCUCUGGGUUCUACUCUAUUCCCUCUGAGGUCUGACCUGCAGUUCAUCAGCCUGAACCUAGAACACCCGGAACUCAGAACCCCACCCGUUGGAACCCUGACAUGGAACCCCAGUGGAUGGUGGCAGAGCCUGAGAGCCUGUCUCCUAAAUAGCACCCUAAUCUCCUAUAUAUUAGACUACUUAGGACCAGGGCUUUACGUUUGACCAGAGCCCUGGUCAUAACUAGUGCACUUUGUAGGAGAUUGGGUGCCAUUUAGGACAUAGAGGGGGCAUUUUAUGUUUUAACUACCCCUGCUGCCUCAGAAGAACUUUUUAAAGUGUUGUAUUGUGUUUUAACUGAAAAGGCAUUUUGCAUGCUCCUCUCUUAAGUUGAUUUUUAUUUUUUAAUGUUAUUUUAAAAGUGAUUAUUUGUUAGAUUUGUCUCGUGCAAUGACGUCCUCCCAAACGCCCCCUCUCUUCCACUUUGUCUAGUCAAAUCCAGUUUGAUCCAGGCUGUGUGACUGUGUGUUUGUCUGCUCAUCUCUGUACCUGUGUGAAAAAGGGUGAAUCUGUAUUCAGAGGUGGAGGAACGACCCUGAAACAGAUGGGUUCUUUAGAUAAUAAUGGACAGUUUGAAUUAAAUUGUCUCCUCCAUGCCAGAGUCUCCAAACAUGGUAGCUAGCUAAAGAUGAAUUCCAUUCUGCUUCUGCCUGCUCACUCUAAACAGGUGCAGAAUAUAUGUCUCUGUAUCGGGUUACUAGUAGCUAACCCCCAUGUGUGUAGAUCUGAGAGGACUGGAUAGAUAUAAGCAAUAUGGUAAAACCUUAAAUGACAACCUAGUCUGUCAGAGGGGGAGGGUGUGACACCAUAUGGCUUAUAUACCGAACCACUUGUCCUUUAUCAUCUACACAGGGGUUUUGGGUUGAGGGUUGAUUUUGGGUUUGGGGUGCAGUUAGCGGUAAGGGAGAAAACCGGAAAAAUGUUUUUUUGUUUUUAUGUUGCCUUUUUGUGGCCACGGUGCCUCUGAUUGGUGGGCCUGGUAGCUGUAAUGUCAGAUUCUGUCCACUCUGGUCUGGGAUGCUAGUGUUCUGAGACCUGCUUUAUAAAUAAACGUUCUUUACAAAAAGAAAAGAAACAUGCCAUUAA